Brassica rapa (field mustard) is the source of this 4250-nucleotide messenger RNA. Its product is annotated as transcription factor MYB54. NCBI's taxonomy places the organism in Eukaryota, Viridiplantae, Streptophyta, Magnoliopsida, Brassicales, Brassicaceae. Gene Ontology annotation, biological process: regulation of DNA-templated transcription. Gene Ontology annotation, cellular component: nucleus. The record is from RefSeq and is a predicted model, not a curated record. Gene Ontology annotation, molecular function: RNA polymerase II cis-regulatory region sequence-specific DNA binding; DNA-binding transcription factor activity, RNA polymerase II-specific.
UUUUUUAAAUGACUUUAAAUUACAAAAAUGAGAAAACCUUAUAUGUUUUAUUUAAAAAAAAUUAAACGACUUUAAAUUACAAAAAUGAGAAAACCUUAUAUGUUAUAUUAUUCUUAUAUGUUAUAUUUUUUUCUUAUAUAUUAUAUAUUGAAUUUUUUAAAACAAUUUUAAAUUACAAAAAUGUAAGUUUUGCUUAAGUAUAUGACUAAAAACAUUAAAAUGACGUGUAUCUAUUCGAUAGUUGAUCUUAUAAACCUUUCAAAACCAUAUGAAACAUAGAUGUCAAAGUAAUUCAAAUGUGGAAACAAUACUGUUCAUAUUUUUCAAGAAUGUGUUCGGUGAAAAAAAAGUUUCUAUGUCAUAAUUUGUUUAAUAUUCAAUCCGAUCAACCAAUGAUAUAUUAAUUAUAGUUUAGUUCAACAAUUUUUAAUAAAAAUUGAUCCGGUCCAUCGGAAAGAAACUAUAUAAUAAAAACAAAACAUUGUAUAUGUAUAAAUAAAAUGAUCAAAUAUAUAUAUAAAAAUUAUCGAUAAUAUAUACAAAUAAACUUACCAUGCACAAGGCGCAUGUUUUAUCCUAGUUAUAUAAUUAAAAUAACAUAUAUAUAUAUGAAUUUAUAGAAGUUGUGUGCCCCCUAUUUUGACCAUACUCAUUUACUUGGUCAAGCUGAGAUACUAGAACAAUAUAUAUUUUAAGAUGGUACUCAACAUGUGACAUCUAACUCGGUUUCAAAUCUGUGUGCAUGUAUGUAUGAGUUGUAGAUAAGAAGAAAAAAUCAUGGUAAAACUUCAAAGUUUUAAAGUUAGUCUCUUUUACUUUUAAUUUUUUUUAAUAAGGCAUGUGAUUUGUUUUUUUAUAAUCUAUUUAAAGCUACUUACAUCUUCGAAACUACGAAUGAUUCCGCUAUUUGUAAUCAGAAGAAUAAGAUGGAAUCCAACCAAAUAAAACAUAUUUUGGAAAAAUAAUAAGAAUGAAAAAUUUGUUAUGAAAAUUAGAUACAUUAGAGAUGAGAAUAAUAAGCAUACUAUAUAAAAAUGAGAGGGUGUCUUGUAAAAAGAAUAAAAGUGACUUAUCAUCUAUAACCCUAAAGAAGAGAAGAGAACCAAGACCAACCCUCUCUUUUAUAUUCCUUUUAUUUUUCUUUCUUAUGUCUUAUAUUUUCAUCAUUUUUAUCAUUUCACCUUAGACUAAUCUAUCUUAUUCAUCUUUCCUCAACAAUUGUUCGGUUUGAUGUAGGUGGAGAUAGAGAUUGCAUCCAUGGAAAUGUCUAGAGGAAGCAAUAGUUUUGACAAUAAGAAAAUAAGUUGUCAAAGAGGUCACUGGAGACCUAUCGAAGACGAUCAUCUCCGGCAACUCGUGGAACAAUAUGGUCCCAAGAACUGGAAUUUCAUUGCUCAACAUCUCUAUGGAAGAUCAGGGAAAAGCUGUAGAUUGAGAUGGUACAAUCAACUCGAUCCAAACAUCACCAAGAAACCUUUCACAGAGGAAGAAGAAGAGAGACUUCUCCAAGCUCAUCGGUUCCAGGGGAAUCGUUGGGCAUCCAUUGCCCGAUUAUUCCCUGGGCGGACGGAUAACGCUGUCAAGAACCAUUUCCAUGUCAUCAUAGCUAGACGCAAACGUGAAAGCUCUUCUUCCACGGCCACUUCUACGUUCAACCAAAGUUGGCAUAAUAUUUUUAGCCAUAGUUCUAGUCUUACAAGGCUAGAUAGAUCCCAGUUUGGGUUAUGGACGUAUCAAAAGGACAAGAGUCGCGGUCUCUGGCCUUACACUUUUGUUCCUGCACCUAAAGAUGGUCAGUUUGGAUCAUCAUCUAUCUCAAAUUUACACAAAGACAUUUAUCCUGAGAGAAUAAAGUCUAAAGAGUUGGUGGAUCAUCACAAUUACGAAUUUCAGGCAGCUACACCAGAUCAUAAGAAAAACUCAAUAAGUGAAGAUGGACCAUCCAUGGGAGAUAAUGGUGGGAAGAAAAAUGUUACUUUCAUUGAUUUUCUUGGAGUUGGAUUACUUUCUUAGGAUAUAAUGUCACAACUCAGUGAUCUUAAGGGUAUCUAUCGUUAGGGUUAGGUAUCAUUUUCAGCCUUUUGCUUCCUUAAAAUCUCAUAUGAAAAUCAGUUACAACUCUCGCUUUCCAUCCAUCCAUAUAUACAUAAACAUAUCAUUAUUAGGUGUCUCUUUAUAUAUGUAUAUCGCAUGCACUUGAAUUGGUAUAUUACACAUACAUGUAUCGUUACUUCGUUAGUAUAAUGCACGGUUUGAUGUUUCGUACUGAUUCAUGUAAUAAAUCUGUUUUUGCAUAUUAUAGGGCGUAUUUAUACACAAAGAUAUAUGCAAGUCUACUAAUUUUAUAUAUUACCAAAUUGCUAAUUAUUGUAUUAGAACUUGUAAAGCUUGAAAUUUGUGUAUCUAAAUGGGAGCUUGUAUUAGAAAGCAUGUUUUAUAUGAUAUUUAUAAUGCGUUAGUUACAUUAAGAUCGUCACUAGCUACGUACACACAUAUUUGCAUGGUUCUGGAGAAAUGGAUUAAUCGUUUUCUUCUAGCUGGCUUUACGGACCUGCUUAAAACCAAUUUCUUAAUCUAUCAUAUAUAGUUUUUGCGACUGUGGGAAACAAUAUAUAAUUUGCAAAAAGCAUAAUAUUAAAACUACACAAGUUAUAUGAAUUCCAAGUUAUAUAAUCUUUUAAAGCUAGACACUUUAGUCAUCUACAAACAAAAAUCUCACAAAACUAUACUUUGUUACUAUGUUACCCAAACCAAACCAUGUAAAACUUUUUUUUAAAUUAUGAUUGAAUUAUCUUUCUUCAUAUCAUUAGACACGACACACACAGCGAGACAAGAAAAAAAAACAUAUUUAUUUUUCGUCCAUUCGUAGCUUAAGCUUUGCACACCAUAUUUUUAUUGUUUCAGUAUUUUAAAAUGAAAAUAUAUACACUAAAAAACGUAAGCAGUGCAAUAUUACGUUUGUUUUAUAUGCGUCUAUUUUUUUAUUUAGAUAUCAUUUUUUCCUCGUCAGAUAUUUGUACUUGCAAACUAUAAAUCUAAGUUUUUUAUUUGUUUCAUUUUUCAUAUAUUUCUAGAUAAUAUCCAAAUAGCUGGACUAGUUUUAUCUAGAGCCCACAAAACAAAAAGAGCCUCUACAAACUGAGCUGGGCCAAUUUGGACUCACCCUUAAAAGUUUAAACACGUUUUUUUUUUUUACAUUAUAAUAUUAAUGAUAAAUAAAGUAAUAACGAAUGAAAUAAUGCGACAUAAAUAUCUAAUUCUCAUGAAAAAAGUUCUUCUCUCCUUUUCCUCUGUUCUCUCUUUAGAAACUUUUACAGAGGAGAAGUUGAAGAGAAGAAACCUUACACCGGUGUCUUUCCGGCGACUCUCUGCCCGUGGUUGGGCUACCCUUCCGGCGUCGCACCUUCUUCUUCGGUGGUCGGCCGGCCUUUGGCUCUGACGACGCACUAGCAACUCCGGUGUUAUCGUCAGCUUUUGGCACCGCGUCACACGUUCCUUUCGUUGUUGACGGCGGCUCUCUUACGGGUUCUUCCCGGAUUAUGUUUACUCUCCUCUUCUUCGUGCUUCUUCUGAUUCAAUCAACUUCCGGCUUCGAUUGAAUCGACUACGGCGAUGUUGAUUGGAUUUCUUUGUUUUGAAGCGGAGAGACUAUGGCGUUGUAUAAAGUUGCGUUCUCAUAUACGGUUCUCGUCAUCAGCGGUGGUUAUCUUCGAACGGGUUCCUGUUCCGGUGUGCUUCCGGUGGAACAUCCGACUAGAUCCUCCGGCGGUGACGCUCCAGUCGAUGAAGUUCGGUGGAUGAAGUUAAGGCCAGAUCUUUGAUAAAGUUGGUUUUAGUUAAAUCAUACGUUUUUAAUCGGCUAAUGGAUUGUCUCGGCGAUUCACUCGGUCGCGGUGAGUUAUGCUGGUAGUUGCUCUGCUCCGAUGAGAUUGGUCUCCGGUGGUACAGAGUUCCGGCUUGAAGCUCCGUUGCAGCGGAGGUUGGAAGCGGGUUCCUCGGUUGACGCGUGUCUCCUUCUUUCUCUGGUUCGAGCACGUGGGCUCAACAAAUGACGUUUCCUCCUCCAGAGUGCAAUCUUAGUUAGUUGGGCCUUGUUAGGUUUUGUAAUUUUAUUUGUAGCCCAUCUCUUUGGGCCUAGUCUUAAGUGUUUAACCUUUUUUGGCUUUUUGUAUCAUAUGAACUUGUUAUAAUAAUAAGGGAAAAUUGUUUUUUUAGAGCAAAAAAAUGAUAACUAUGUCCCUUUAGACUAA